AUGGCGAGGCACUUCUGGGAGGCGUCUUUUGGAACGGAAGUUUUCACGAGCAUUGCAUAUUCAGAGAUAUCGUCGUGGUCUGAUGGCAGCCCCGUCGACUAUAGCUAUUACGUCUGGAGGCAACACGAUGGUGUGCUGCUGACAUGUGCACAUGAUGGCGGCUCGGGCUGCGGUCACUGCUACAAUGGGGAUUGGUAUGGGCCAGGAUAUGGUACGGAUAGCAGCGAGCCCUCAUCGUUCAUCUGCAAGACGCGGCCUUGGGGACAC
Molecule: messenger RNA, 267 nt
Organism: Mesorhabditis spiculigera
Lineage: Eukaryota; Metazoa; Nematoda; Chromadorea; Rhabditida; Rhabditidae
Source: the annotation of a GenBank genome assembly